GUAGGCCGAGUACUUUCGGGCAAUUUGACGACAAUUUAAACAAUAAUGUCGGCCCACAGCGGCGGAACGGAUUGGAAUUCCGUUGUUAAAGCCCUGCUACUGAACCGUACAGGAGCCUUAAACAAGAACGAAGUGGUUAACCUGCUCAAAGCAAUAACGCGAUGCGAACAUGACUUUUUCGAGGAGGAAAGCAAUUUCACGCAGUUUUACACGGCCUUUGCGGCCCUGGCGGCGGACAAACUUAUGCAAAUUAAGACAAUUUGCCAGACGCAGAUUUGUCAGCUGCACGAUGCCACCGCCGUGCUCAUCCGGUUCAUUAUCUACCGACUGCCCAGGGUGUCUGUCUACGAAACCAAGUGGCUCCUGGGCGCCCUCAAGAUGCUCUGCGAGGGUCGGGAGAACCCAACAGCCGCGACGUCGACCAUGUUCGAUUACAAUGCGGUGGCCAAUGUGCUCAAAAGCUGCAAGCAUCCCGAGUCCACCACCAAGAGUAUCCUGCCCAGCAGCAGUUCGUCUGGAAGCGGAGCCAGCAACGACAAGGAGUCGCCCAAGUCGGAGAUUAAGCGAUCCCGGUCUGACCUGUCUUCGGUUAUUCUGCAGCAACUGAUUGCUCCCCUAGAGCCCGGCAAAAUGACUUGGGUUCCACUCAGCGAGGAGGUCACCGACUGCACUGAACAAAUCCUGGCGGCCAAUGUGGAGUACUUCCAGGAGCAAAAUGGAGUGGAUACCCUACUGGAUGUGUGUGUUGGCCUGCCCAUACUGAAUCGAUACCGAUCAAAAUAUAUGGAGUCCAUCAACGGCGGCAAACCGCUUUAUUUGCCUCUAACCCAAGUGGAGGCCACCGCAGUUAAAUCGAGCAUGAAUCACAUGCUUACUGAUCUCACCAUUUUGAGUCAGGCCCAAGCCCUGAUUGAGAUGCAGCCACUGACUCCCAGUAGGAUUGCGCGACUCUCAAUGUGUGGCAUUGCUGCGCUGUACAACGCUGUGUUGACGUCAAUAGCCACCAGUGUUCUCGGUAUGAGCCAGGCCAGCAGCUCCCAGAAACAGACUGCAUCCACUAGUCAAGGAAGCGGAGGAGGAGGUUCUAGUGGUGGGCAAUCCAACAAAGACCAUGAUGACUUUGAGGAUCAGGCCUGUAGCAUAGUGAACAAGGCCUUAGAGAUCUACUCCAAUAUUGGUGACAUGUUCAAGGCUUCGGCCAGGAUUCAUGUGUAUCAGAACCAUCUAUGCUAUGGCAGCUGGCUGCUUAUUAGCGGUAUACAAGGAGCAAUGGGCGCCUCAGGAAGUGGUGGGUCUAGCUCGGAGGCUGCAUCCAAAUCGGCAGCGAAAGCGACCAAGUCUGGAAGUGAGGCUGGAACCGCACCUACUACACCUAUUGCCAGAGUCAACCUUUUUAAGGUUCAGCAAGGAUUUGGAGAACUAAAUGCAGCUAUUGCCAACCACAGCAUUAAACUGCUAUCAGAGUUAAUCGAUGAUCUGAAAAUUGAAUCUGCAUGCGGACAGAGUCUCGAAUCCACAGAGCUGCCGGAGCCCGCACAGUUCGAUAUUUUGCAAAACUACACUUCGCUGGAGAGGAUUGUGCGCGUCCUAAAUACGGCCACUCUGCACCAACUUUUCACUUUCCUGGCCACUGUGGCUUAUCGCAAGGCCUGCACCUUAAGGCGCGCCUCUGCCAAGGACCGCACGGAAUGUGAACCCAUAAGCUACUCAGAUUCUACGACUUAUUUUAACGAUUCGCUCUCCUGUUCCGACAACUCCGAGGAGGACGACAGUGAGAGUUACCUGGGGCACUGGUUUAAGGAAACGCUUUCUCCAGAAACCCAUGAUGAUAAUGCAAACACAUCCACACAAGAGCGCGGAGAACAGAAGAGCGCUCUGGUACCCAAGCUAGAUGAGCCACAUGAGUAUCUAGACUUGGCCGCAGACAUAUUCUGUUUUCUGGAUCAAUUUUUGGCUAAUCGACAUGCCUACAUGCAGCGCUAUGUAAAGGCCGGAGUCAGUGAUCAGCAAAUGCUGUUAAUGGCUAAUAUAAUCAAGGAUUUCGACCGUGACGUGAUGCGAAAUGAGAGCGAACAGGGAUCGGGAAAUGCCCCAGCUGCUAGUGCAACAGCAGGAACCUCUGCCGGAGCAUCUACCAAGUGGCAGACCUCGAUGAUUCGGUUCUCGGGAGCUGCAGGCCGCUAUAUUCACAAUUUGAUUUCCACGUCAUUGCUCUCCGAACAAUUGCAGUCAAAUCUGCUGCAGCACUUGUCCAUAUCGCCGUGGUCGACUGAUACAAACACCUGGCCUCUGCAAGUGUAUCCAAGUACUCUGUCCGUACUGGUGCAAAUCCUUUUGCUGAAGCCGACACAAGAGAAAGAAGCCGCCUGCUUGUCUGUGUGGCAUCGCCUUAUCAACACUUUGGUGGAAGGAGUUUGCUCUUGGAACGCCGCCAGUGAUUCUGACUAUGAAGACCUAAACAUCGAGCACGCCCAAUUGCUGCUUUUCCUAUUCCACUCGCUAAAUCUGAUGCAAAAGAAGUCCAUUCUGCUCCUAACGGCAGGCGGUGUUAUCCGUUGUGCUGAAGUGUGUCGUGGAAUCAGCGGAGAUAGACCCGUAAAAAACAGCCAAAUGAUGCUGCUGUCCCGAUUGCUUCUCUUUUUGGAGUAUCUUAUGAAGCACUUGUACAAUGCGCCUCCGGAAUUGCUAGACCAGGUGCGCUGGAAUCUUUUUAGUGUAAGCAGCAUGCCAGAGACCCAAAAGAUUACGGAUCUGCUCAACAGUCGAACCAAACUGAAUUCCUAUUGCCGCCAAGAUAUUGAGGAAAAAUUCCGAAAGUCGGCCGGCGAAUAUGGCUCAUCAAUUCGCCCGACGUUUUAUUCAUUGGUAAUGGGUGAUCCAGAGAAAAGCUACUGGGCUCAGGAAUUCAAGCUGGAUGGCUUAGCCUGGAACUUUAUUCUCUGCACACCGGAUAAGCUUAAAUAUCCGCUACUGGUGGAUGCUUUGACCGACAUACUUUCCAUCACCGACAUGUCUAUCUAUUCCAAGGAAAAGGAUAAGGAAGCGAGCAUGCACAAUCUUUGUGCUAUGCAGUAUUGCUUUACGAUUGCAUGGAAACUCGUUUUGGGUUUGCCACCCUCUACAUCUCACGUGGAGUCGCUGAAGGUAGAGCGAUCACCCAAUCUGCACUCGCUGAUCUGGAGUAUACGGCUACCCCUAGCCAGUUCUCACUACCUAGUGGUUAGCAGCCUAAUCAAGCAGGGAAUGUAUACCCAGUACGCUGAGACGUUGUGGAGUCAAGUGGGCGAUAUAGCUGCCGAUAUUAAAUAUAGUCUCAAGCAAACAAUUCUUGGUGUGGAAGCAUUCAAUAGUCAAAUGAAUGGAAAUGGAACUCCACGCCUUUCCGAUCUCAUCCUAUUUGAUUCCUUGGUGGCUCACAUGCAGGCGGUAGCCUGGGCAAACAAGGAGGGCUACAAGUGGCCGCGAAAAGAGAGCGAUGAUGCCACUGGCGAGCAGUCCUCUGCGGUUUCAUCUCUAACUUCAUCGUCAAACGAUCCGGAACUGUAUUCUUCGAACGAGUCGAUUGAUGAUCAAAAAUUAAAACAAGAAGAGGAGGGUAAGCUGCCGAGCGAUCUGCAGAAGCAUAACCAACUCGUAAACGAGCUUAUAGUGAAGCUAAUGAAUUCUUACCGAUUGCUUUCGGUGAUCGUGCGUGGCCAGAUGCUGAAGCAGUUGUCAAGCUCCACACCGGAGAAGGUAUUGAAUCUGAUUGUGCCCGUUGUAAGCGAUAAGCCAGCCAUUAUGUUGGAGCUACAUGCAGCUUUCCUUAAACUUUUGCCCAACGAGGACAAACAACUUAUAGCAAACGAGUGGCCAAAGUGCCUAAUGGUCAAUGAUUCCGCAUUCGAUGGCAAGCAACAUCCGGUGGAACCAUAUACCUUGAACGUCGUAGAUUCUCACAUUAUAGAGCUAACACGAGGAUCCAAUUACUCUACCCUGCACACCCUGAAGCACUGCUUAAAGUCUAUCCUGCAUAUGUUCGAAUUGCUGCUACCACAUUGCACCGGGAACACAGAAGUAGAGGCUCAGCUAAAGCAUUUGCUUAUCGCCUCAAUGCUGGACAUGCGAACUGAUUACUUGCAAGGACAAAGCGAGCAGUGUCUGCGGGAGAUCCUCAGUGGCCUGACCCUGGAGGCUCAAAAGCUGCUGCUAUAUGAACACAUGAUUGGAUAUUGCUAUCGCAUGCUCAAAGAUUUUGCUGCCGAUCUUCGUCAGCCCCAGGCUGCGGGGCCUAGUGGGGCAGCUACUCUUGAUCAGGAUCGUGCUAUGUUUAACGAGUCUAUGCUGUUCGCCGUGCUUAAAACUAUGAUCAAAAUGUUGGAAAAGCCCGUGGCAGUUCAAGCCAUGCGCCAGUUUUUCAAAGAUCAACGCACUGGCAGUCUUACCACACUUUUGCUCUCGUUCACUGGCACUAGUCUGCCUGUCAGCUAUGCGCGUAAGAUGCUGCAGUUCGUUAACCGGCUAUUCCAGCAAUCCUUACAAGCGGAAUCACAGUUCCAGCAUGAAGAUCUGGUUGAGUGCUUCUCGGAACUGGCCACAGUUGACGUGGCUCGUUUAAAGCAAUGGUUGGCCCACAUUAUCUACGGCCCGAAUGUGAGUACCGAUGUAAGCACCUCCGAGGCAUUAGACACCACCUGCCGAAUGCUCACCAGCAUUUUGCAGCCGUCGAGCAGCUCCAGCAGCAAUGCUCAGACUCCAACAAAUAUGGCCACCGUUUCGGCUAUGCCGAGUAUCUCAGACCAGUUGGAUCCCAUGGAAAUUGAGUACGAUUGCGGAACUGCAGCGGGAGGCGGAGACAGUGUCCCAGGAGCGGGUGGAGCUGCAGCCAAUACUUCUCAGAUUCUGAGUCUGUGGCAGGCGGCUCAACCAAAUCCGUCGGAAGAAUCUUCACAGGCCUGCGAUCACACUGGUAUCGAACGAAAUGGUGCGCUGCUUUUAAGCUUCGUGAAAUCAUUGGUGAAGGAUCAAAACAAGGCAUCGCAGAUAGCUCCACCACUGUUCCAAGCUUUGCUUCAGCUCGGACAAACAUUAAUAUCACCACCCCAAGAAGGCUGCGAUUUUGCGGAUGUACUCCAAAUAAUGAUUACUCUAGCUGACGCUAGUCCAGCACGCGGGCAUGUCGCCUUGUUUAAUACCACCCUUCUUUGGCUGGAACUGGCCAAAUUGCAAUUACCGGACAAACAUCUGAAACAUGCGGAGAACGUAAGUGCCCAGCUGCGCUAUCUAAGCGAGCUUCUGCAGAGCAUCGGCUUCCGAGGCAGUAGGCAACAUAUCCCGCCGUGGGAUGAUGAACUACAGACCGAUAUUGAUGAGCUCUACGACGAGCUAGCCGAGGAGGGCGAACAAGACUCGUUGCUGGACGAUUCCGACGAGGACACGCUGAACAACAAGCUGUGUACCUUUUCGCAAACACAAAAGGAGUUCAUGAACCAACAUUGGUAUCACUGUCAUACCUGCAACAUGAUUAAUACAGUUGGCGUCUGUUCCGUGUGCGCAAGGGUUUGCCAUAAGGGACACGAUGUGAGUUACGCCAAAUAUGGAAAUUUCUUCUGUGACUGCGGAGCCAAGGAGGACGGAUCCUGUCAGGCGUUGAGUAGGCGUUUGGGUAGCAGUGAGGUCAGAGAUUCAGCUGGAAUUGGCAGCUACCUACCUUCCCACAUGAGCUUACUCGCUGGAAAGAAGAGGAGCAGCCCACCAGUUAGCCAGCCGGUACCAACGCGAAAGGAUUCAUUGACUAACGAACGGAUCGCAGUGCUUACCAAGCUGUUGGAGCCAUAUAGAGAGACCCUUCAGCACCAGGAUCAGUGGCUGCUGGUCGUACGAUGCAUCCUAGAGUAUUUUGACGUGUUGCUUCCCUCUAUAAACGAAAACUGUACACUGUACUCCAUUGUCGGCUGCCACAAGAGAGCAACUGCGGCCUUGGAGAGACUCCAUCAGCUUGAACAGAGCUUCCAGGUGACUGAUCAACUAAUGUUUGCAACCUUGGGAUCACAAGAAGGUGCUUUUGAGAAUGUUCGCAUGAACUAUUCCGGCGAUCAGGGUCAGACUAUAAAGCACCUAAUAUCAUCUGGAGUUGUACGCCGUGUUGCAUUCUGCUGCUUGUCCUCGCCACAUGGACGUCGUCAACAGUUGGCUGUAUCCCAUGAGAAGGGAAAGGUGACCAUCCUCCAGCUCUCGGCUCUGUUAAAGCAGGCAGAUGCCUCAAAGAGAAAGUUAACUUUAACGCAAUUGAGUUCUGCACCUAUUGCCUGCACGGUUCUCUCCCUAGCUGCCAAUCCGUGCAAUGAGGAUUGCCUUGCAGUUUGCGGCUUAAAAGAGUGUCACGUGCUCACCUUCUCAAGCAGCGGCAGUACCAACGAACACAUUGUAGUGAGUCCCCAACUAGAAAACGGAAACUACAUUAAGAAAGCUGUAUGGUUGCCUGGCUCGCAGACUCUUCUGGCCAUUGUCACUUCUGAUUAUGUAAAGAUCUACGAUUUGGCAGUGGAUACAUAUAGUCCAAAGUACUAUUACCUAGUGGCCGUUGGCAAAAUCAGAGACUGCACUUUUAUGUACCAGGAUGGCAACUACUAUAUGCUGAGCUUUGCAAGCAGCGGAUACAUCUAUACCCAACAGUUGGAUCAACAGAGUCUGGCGGUACACGGAGAUUUCUAUGUCACCAACACCUUGGAGCUGAGCCACCAACACAUCAAGGAUAUAAGCGGUCAAGUCGGAGGCGGUGGAGUAUCCAUCUACUAUUCUCAUACCCUGCAACUGCUGUUCUACAGUUACUCUUCCGGACGAAGCUUCUUUUCACCACUCACCAAUGUGAAUGAAGGCGUGAAGGGAAUUUACCAUCUGGACACCAAUUCGGCUAGUAAGUCAGCUUCGAAGGGGCCGCUGCAGCCUCUCGUACAAUGGACAGAGGUUACAGGGCACCCAGGAUUGGUUUACGCCAGCAUGCAAACAUCGAAUAACCCGAUUAUAUUGAUGAUAACUCCUGAACGGAUUUACCUGCAAGAGAUAAAGGCACAAUCGGCCAAGUCGCGUAUCAUGGAUGUGGUAGGCAUUCGUCAUGCGGUGGCCGGAGUAGAAAAAACUACGCUUCUGCUGCUCUGCGAGGAUGGAAGCUUGAGGAUCUUCUCCGCUCAACCGGAGUACACUAGCUUCUGGCUAUCGCCGCAGGUUCAACCAUUUGGAAAUCAGUUGUACUCGUCAACCUUGAUGGCUAAGGGAGGACCUAGUUCGACUUCAAAGUCCAAAUCUAAUACAGCAUCUGGAAAGUUGAGCAGCAGGAAGGCAAGCCAACAGCAGAAGCAACUCACUGCUGGAGGUCAGCCCGUUUUCCCAAUUGACUUUUUCGAGCACUGCAACAUGCUCGCCGAUGUGGAAUUCGGAGGCAAUGAUCUGCUUCAGAUCUACAACAAACAAAAACUAAAGACGCGUCUCUUCUCAACGGGAAUGUUUGUGGCCAGCACCCGAACGAAUGGCUUUACGCUGGAGGUGAUCAAUAAUGAUCCCAAUGUGGUAAUCGUGGGAAUAAGAGUUUUAAUUGGAACUCAGGAUGUACAGCGUGCACCCCAAUCUGUGACUAUUCUGGGACGCACUAUCCCCACACCGGUUAGGAGAGCACGCUGGUUCGAUAUCCCGCUGACUCGGGAAGAAAUGCUCCAGUCAGACAAGCUAUUGAAAGUCGUGUUUGCUAAAGCACCGGAUCCGGAGCAUGUGACAUUACUGGAUUGCAUUGAAGUCUAUGGAAAGUCUAAAGAGCUGGUGGGCUGGCCCGACGAAAGCGAGGAUAUUACUGUUCCAGGAUCCAGUGCGCCAGCAGUAUCUUCCUCGCAGGCAAGUAGCGCUAGCUUUGGAGAAGGAUUCAACUGCAUUACUCAACUGGAUCGAAUGGUUAAUCACCUUUUGGAAGUGAUGGAUUGUGCGCUGCACUUGUUGGGAUCUGCAGUGCCUGCACCUAUGCGUCAAAAGGCAGUUAAGACAGCGAGUGCCCUAUUGCUUCUGCCCACGCCCAAUCCUGUUCAGACCCAGGCUCGCUACGUCCUGGCCACUCUAUACGGAACAAGAGCAUCGUACCACAACUACAAGGAUGGAGUGCUUCUUCAGUUUGUACAUGGAGAACUGCAGUCUAUGCAGCCGAAGCUCGAAAAACUUGAGUCUCUACGGGAGAUCGACCCUGAGGCUUUCUACCGCCUAAUUCUCCUCGUCCGUGGCAUUGCGAACGCGCGUCCACAAUCGCUAGCGAAGAUCUGCGCUGAGAACAACUACGAUAUUGUUCCAACCCUCAUGGGAUUUGUCUUGGAGUUGCAUAAGGUUACACCGGCACUAGACGAGCCCGUGAAUAUUGUGAAGCGAGGCUUGUGCCAGGCGGAGACCAUUGUCCACUGUCUGGUAGAGAUUAUGUACGGAUUUGCCUUAGCCGAUCCUGGACAGGUUGGUCGCAUGACCAAGUACUUCAUCGAUUUGCUCAAGCAUGAUGCCAGUGUGAUUAGCCACAGCGCCAAGGAGGCCUUAAUCCUUUUGCUCAGUCCAAGAUUGAAGCGCAGAAAGGUGGCUAUAGUUACGCCCCCAGCUUGCUCGACUCCGACUCCCUCUACGUCCGCCAUGCAAGCACUGCAAGCAGUGGCUGCAUCAGCUGCAAGUGAUAUCAUUGAGGAGGCAGCUGCCGUUGCUGUUGAUGCUGCAGUCGGAGGAGGCGGCUUACCCGAAGGUGGUGCAGACGCAGAAGGUGGUGCAGUUGGUGUAGGAGGUGUCGGUCAGCAGCAGAUGCUCAAUCUGGAGGCAUUCAUGGGUGGCGGCUUCCCUCGCUUACUCGGCCUGCCCGAAGAUGCCGACGAUGAGGCCAUCAUGGAUAUUGCCAUCGCUUUGAGUCUCCAACAGCACGGCGGGGAUGCAAACGCCCUGCAAUCUCUUCAGCAAGGAUUGGCCAAUCUUCAGGGCAUUCGUCAAGCUACUGCCAUGGCAGCAGCGGUGAACGCAACUGCUAAUGUCUCCCUGGGUGGAUCUGACGAUGACGAAGGUUCUAAUGUAGCAACCGAUGGUUCGACAUUGCGUACAUCACCUGCAGAACCUGCUGGCAGUGGUGGAUCAGAGAGUGGUGGCAGCGGAGUAGAGAGUAUUGGUGGAACAUCCGCCAGAAGCAGCAACUUUGGCGACCAUGCGAACGCUUCACCGCCGCGUCAGGGUUCCGCCAAGGACGAUCAAGAGCAGCCAGGACCCAGUGGCAUUGCUGGCUCCGGUGGUGUUGCUGUUUUGAGUGCCAUGAGCAGCAGUGAGGAUAAUGAAAUAAACGAGGACGAUAAGCUCAGCAAGCUACAUGACCUCAGGAUUGCUGUGCUGGAGAGCAUUAUCCAACAUCUAGGAACAUUCGACUUGUGCAAUGGCUUGCAGGCAAUCCCACUGAUUCAGGUUAUACUCAUGUUGACCACCGAUCUGAAUGGCAACAAUGAACGGGAUCAGCAAGUGCUCCAGGAUCUGCUAACAGCCCUAGUGGACUAUGUGGAAAUUGGAAAGCGGGGAGCUGCCUCUAGGAUGGAAACGAAGUGUCCUGGCAAUGAGGUGCGUCUGGCAGUGCUUUCCCUGUUCGGAGUUAUGAUGGGUAAAACCAAGUCAAAGCAGACUGGAACAACAUCGCCGCCGCAUCAGUUUAAGGACAAUAGUUCCUUUGUGGCCAGUACGACAGCAAACGUUCUCAGUAAGAGUGGAGCAUUCGUUUACGCCCUAGAAGCAUUAAACACACUUCUGGUGCACUGGAAGAAUGUGCUAGGAGAUCCUUAUGCAGCCGGUGGCGGACUAGCUUCACAGUCGGCACAAGCCAGCGGUGGAGCUUCAGGUCCCGGAGUUCAGCUACUGAAACCCAUUAAACAUGGUCCCAAACCUGACAUAUCCAUACUUAUACCGCACAACUAUCUGAAAAAUUACCCGGAUAUCUUCGAAUCUUACGAUGGACUUCUUACUGAAAUUAUUGUGCGAUUGCCGUAUCAGAUUCUUCGCUUAAGUAGCGCCCAUCCGGAUAACUACGAUAGUGGAUUCUGCGAAGCCAUGACCUUUACACUUUGUGAGUACAUGAUGCUAAACUUGAACACCCUGCUUCGCCGGCAAGUACGAAAGCUCCUCAUGUACAUUUGCGGCAGCAAGGAGAAGUUCCGCAUGUAUCGCGACGGUCACUCCCUCGACGCUCAUUUCAGGGUGGUCAAACGAGUGUGCAACAUUGUCAGCAGCAAGACUGGUGCUCCCUACAACGCCAAUCCCCCAAUGCUUUCUUACGAUGCACUGGUGGAGCUGACGGAACACCUACGCACUUGCCAGGAGAUCAGCCAAAUGCGCACCGGCAACUGGCAGAAAUUCUGCGUCGUUCAUGAAGAUGCCUUGGCCAUGCUGAUGGAAAUCGCCUGUUACCAGUUGGACGAUGGUGUGUCGCCUAUUAUUAUACAAUUGCUGCAGGCGGCCGUUUGCAACUUACCCGCUCCUAGUGGAUCUAAGCAGGUACAGCCGCAGCCACAGCCAUCGACCUCGUCUUCCUCCGGAAAACUUCGAACCGAUCGGGAGAAGAGCGAGGAUACCGACGCCUACUACUCCAAAUUCGAUCCUGCCCAGUGUGGUACUUUUGUACACCAAAUCUUCAGAUACGCAUGCGAUGCGCUAAUAAUCAGGUUUGUGAGGAUAUUCCUGUUGGAGAACAACAUUAGUCAGCUUAGAUGGCAGGCCCACUCAUUUAUGACCGGACUCUUUGAACAUGCCAAUGAACGGCAGCGGGAGAAACUUCUGAACAUAUUUUGGAACCUGUGGCCAUUGGUGCCCACUUACGGCCGGAGGACAGCCCAGUUUGUGGAUCUAUUGGGAUAUCUAACACUUAGUACCAGAAGUAUAACAGAGCGACUGCCUGAGUUUGUUUCCCGCGCUGUGGAUGUUCUGCGGCAGCAAAACGAAUUGCUUUGCAAGCAUCCAAAUGCCCCAAUAUACACCACCUUGGAGUCCAUUCUUCAAGUAAAUGGUUACUAUCUCGAAUCGGAGCCAUGUUUAGUGUGCAACAAUCCAGAGGUGCCGAUGGCCAAUAUAAAGUUGCCAUCAGUUAAAUCAGACUCGAAGUACACGACAACCACAAUGAUUUACAAGCUAGUCCAAUGCCAUACUAUUUCCAAGUUGAUCGUAAGGAUUGCCGACCUAAAGCGAACAAAGAUGGUGAGGACCAUUAAUGUUUACUACAACAACCGCAGUGUCCAGGCGGUAGUGGAGCUAAAGAAUCGCCCAGCUCUGUGGCACAAAGCCCGCUCAGUAUCCCUGCAAUCGGCACAAACCGAAUUAAAGAUCGAUUUUCCACUACCAAUCACUGCAUGCAAUUUGAUGAUCGAGUUUGCUGAUUUCUUUGAAACUGUGAGUGGCUCCAGUGAGAAUCUACAAUGUCCACGAUGUAGUGCAGCAGUGCCGGCCUAUCCGGGAGUCUGUGGAAAUUGCGGUGAGAACGUGUUCCAAUGCCACAAAUGUCGGGCAAUUAACUACGAUGAGAAGGACCCCUUCCUGUGCCACUCAUGUGGCUUCUGCAAAUAUGCCAAAUUUGAUUUUAGCAUGUACGCCCGCGUUUGCUGCGCUGUUGAUCCCAUUGAAUCAGCAGAGGAUCGGGUCAAGACCGUUUCCCUGAUUCAUAGCUCUCUAGAACGAGCCGAUAGAAUCUAUCGUCAGCUGCUGACCAACAAGCAAAUGCUGGAGCUUCUUAUUCAAAAGGUGGCCGAGCACCGUAGCAGUGACCGAAUGGUGGAGGACAACAUGGCCAGCGUGCACAGCACAUCGCAAGUAAACAAGAUUAUACAGCUGCUCGCCCAGAAAUACUGCGUGGAAUCGCGAACCAGUUUUGAGGAACUAAGCAAGAUCGUUCAGAAGGUCAAGGCAUGUCGAAGCGAACUUGUGGCCUACGAUCGUCAACAGCAGGACCAGCCGCCGAUUAAUCCCGGCUCGGCAACCGGUGCCGAGAAUCCCACCACAAAUCGCUGCUACGGCUGUGCAUUGGCAUCUACCGAACAGUGUCUGACGCUUCUCCGAGCCAUGGCUUACAAUUACGAUUGUCGCGUGGGCUUGUACAGUCAGGGACUCGUCAGUGAGCUGGCUGAGCACAACCUGCGACGUGGCACUCCCCAAAUUCAGGAAGAAGUCCGCAACCUGCUGGUUGUGCUGACUAAGGAUAAUGCCGAGGCAUGCAUGCAUCUGUUGCAGCUGGUGACUACAAGAGUAAAGAAUGCACUGAUGGGAUCGAUUCCUCUGAUAAGUUUAGAGGCAGCUGUGCAUCAGGAAAUGACACUUCUGGAAGUGCUCUUGGGCCAGGACGACGUCUGCUGGGAAUACAAGCUGAAGGUCAUCUUUGAGCUGUUUAUUAGCAACUGCAGGUUGCCUCGUGGUCCUGUAACAUCAGUACUGCACCCCUGCCUGCGUAUCAUGCAGAAUCUCAUCUGCCCGGUGCUGCCAAGCAGUAAGCCCAAUCAGAAGGUGGCCACUACAGAUUUGUGUAGUAUGAAGAUGCUUGAAGGCAACACGGUGGACUAUAGGGCCUGGCUAAACUCGGACCGUAACAAUGAAUACGCAGCGUGGAGCAAGCGGAUGCCUUCAAACAGCCAGGCUAAGCAAAAGAACGCCAAGGAUCAGCCCGUACCGGUAUCAGGCGGAUCAGGUGUACCAGAAGCCCCGCCGAAGACCAGACGAGAGGUGCGAGCCGCCUUCCUCAGCGAAAAGUACGGAAAACGAUGGCGGGAACGGGUUCUGGACAAGCAACGUGUGAUUAAGCCACUAGUUUUUAAUGCCAAGUGGAUACAACCGUUGCUGUUUAAUGCAAACUCCAGAUUCGGUCGCCAGCUGGCCUGCUCCUUGCUCAGUAGUUUGAGCAGGACUAACGAACGCAGGCAACAGGCUCUAAACAUGCUGACCUCGUUCCUGAAACAUGUAGGCGAAGCAGGCGAGGCCAGUGCAGAGUACUUAAUGUUGUACAAGAGCAUGGCCACUGAGCAGCCCUGGCUGCAGUAUUUGGUCCUGAAAGGAGUAUUAAGUCAAAUCUCACAGCUUCUGGCAAUUGAAAUAAGCAAGGUGCACCGCAUGGAGGAGCACUCGCUUUCUUCAGAUUUAUCCUUGGGAUAUGCCCUGCGCCAGUAUGUGGAAUUGUUGUGGCUACUUCUAGAGUGUCCGAAUAUCCGAAGAACCUACAAGACUCGCAUGCUGGGGCCAGUCCUGGAAAGCUAUCUUGCCCUAAGGAGCUUAGUGGUGCAGCGUACGCGACUUAUCGACGACGCCCAGGAGAAGCUGUUAGAGAUGCUAGAGGAUAUGACCAGCGGAACUGAGGAGGAGACACGUGCCUUUAUGGAAAUCCUUAUUGACACCGUGGAGAAGACCCGCAUGAAUGACAUCAAAACACCGGUGUUUAUAUUCGAGCGUUUAUAUUCUAUUAUUCAUCCCGAGGAGCACGACGAAAGCGAGUUCUAUAUGACCUUAGAGAAGGAUCCCCAGCAGGAGGACUUCCUGCAAGGACGCAUGCUGGGUAAUCCUUAUCCCUCAAGUGAAAUGGGAUUGGGUCCACUGAUGCGGGAUGUGAAGAAUAAGAUAUGUACGGAUUGUGAACUGAUCGCCCUCUUGGAAGAUGAUAACGGCAUGGAAUUGCUGGUCAACAACAAGAUAAUUAGCUUGGAUCUGCCCGUCAAGGAUGUGUACAAGAAGGUUUGGUUAGCUGAAGGAGGCGACCGAGAUGCCAUGAGAAUUGUUUACCGCAUGCGCGGUCUUCUAGGAGACGCCACAGAGGAAUUUGUGGAAACGCUGAACAACAAAAGCCAGGAGCAGGUGGACACCGAGCAGCUGUAUCGCAUGGCCAAUGUGCUCGCAGAUUGCAACGGCCUGCGCGUAAUGUUGGACAGGAUUGGCAGCCUGCAGCGCAUUUCGCGCAACCGAGAACUUAUCCAAGUACUGCUAAAGCUUUUCCUCAUUUGUGUGAAAGUGCGCCGUUGCCAAGAGGUGCUUUGCCAGCCCGAGAUUGGAGCCAUCAACACGCUGCUUAAGGUGCUUCAAAUGUGUCUGCAGUCGGAGAACGAUUCGAUUCAGUCGGCAGUCACAGAGCAGUUAUUGGAGAUCAUGGAAACGAUACUCUCGAAGGCGGCCAGCGAUACGUUGGAUUCGUUCCUGCAGUUCUCCCUGACAUUCGGUGGACCGGAGUAUGUGAGCGCCCUAAUAUCGUGCACAGACUGUCCGAACGUUAGAAACAAUCCUUCCGUGCUGCGCCAUCUCAUUCGGGUCCUGGCCGCUUUGGUCUAUGGCAACGAGGUGAAGAUGGCCCUUCUUUGCGAGCAUUUUAAGGACACUUUAAACUUCAAACGCUUUGACAACGAGCGCACACCUGAAGAGGAGUUCAAGCUGGAACUCUUCUGCGUGCUGACUAACCAAAUUGAGCACAACUGCAUUGGGGGCACCCUCAAGGACUACAUAGUAAGUCUAGGCAUCGUGGAGCGAUCGCUAGCCUACAUCACCGAGCAUGCACCUUGUGUCAAACCCACUCUCCUGCGAACCGACUCCGAUGAGCUGAAGGAAUUCAUCUCGCGACCAAGCUUAAAGUAUAUUCUUCGCUUCCUCACCGGCCUUUCAAAUCAUCAUGAGGCAACUCAGGUGGCCAUUAGCAAGGACAUUAUACCCAUUAUUCAUCGCCUGGAACAAGUAUCCAGCGAUGAGCAUGUGGGCAGUCUGGCGGAGAACCUUCUGGAAGCACUCUCCACGGAUGCGGCGACAGCAGCGAGGGUGCAGCAAGUGCGUGACUUCACAAGGGCCGAGAAGAAGCGGCUGGCUAUGGCAACGCGAGAAAAACAGUUGGACGCGUUGGGAAUGCGCACGAACGAAAAGGGCCAGGUGACCGCAAAGGGCUCCAUUCUGCAAAAGAUCGAAAAACUGCGCGACGAAACGGGACUGACUUGCUUUAUUUGUCGCGAGGGAUACGCCUGCCAGCCGGACAAGGUGCUUGGUAUCUACACCUUCACCAAGCGCUGCAAUGUCGAGGAGUUUGAGCUGAAGUCGAGGAAAACCAUUGGCUACACCACCGUUACACACUUCAAUGUGGUCCAUGUAGACUGCCACACAUCAGCCAUACGAUUGACGCGUGGCAGAGAUGAAUGGGAGCGGGCUAGUUUGCAAAACGCCAACACUAGAUGCAAUGGACUGCUGCCUCUUUGGGGACCCGCCGUUGGAGAGGCGGCCUUCUCAGCUUGCAUGACCCGCCACAGCAGUUAUAUGCAGGAGAGUACCCAGCGCUGUGACAUCUCCUACACAAGCAGUGUGCAUGACUUGAAGCUGCUGUUGGUUCGGUUUGCUUGGGAACGCAGCUUCCACGACGAUGCCGGCGGAGGCGGUCCACAAUCAAACAUGCACUUUGUACCCUACCUGCUCUUCUACUCAGUCUAUCUGCUGCUUUCGUCGCGAUCAGCGGCAAGGGACAGCAAGACUCUACUGACAUAUUUGCAGGCCGCGCCCAGCGAGAAGUGGUUGGAAUGCGGAUACGACGUGGAUGGUCCGCUGUUUAUGGCAACCAUUUCGCUCUCACUGCACAGUCGCGAGCUAUGGAAUAAGCAUAAGCUAGCUCAUAUAAAGAGGAUGAUUGCAGUGGCCCAGGGUCGUCACGUCUCACCCGCCGUGCUGUGCAAGGCGUUGUUAACGCCGGCAGAUCGGCAGGCCAAGGCGUACAAUGUGUACAAGCCCUUCCUUAUGAUGUGGGCACUGGUGGACUUGAUCUACAACAACCUGUUCAAGACGGUAAGCACGCCCAAGGAGGAGGAUUGGCCGAUUUCGCUGUUCGACUAUCUUCGAAAGAAUGAUGAGGCUUUGCUCAAGUCCACGGACAACAUCCUGCAGACCCUAACGGAGGAGUUCCUGCCGUGCACUUCCUUUGCAGAGUUCUGUGAUGUGGCAGGUCUUCUGCAUCUGAUCGAGCAGCCGGACAGCUUCAUCGAAGAAAUCCUCGCCGCCCUGCCUUCAACAUCAAGCUCUAGUUAAAAUACAAUCGUCGUUUCUAACCAACUAAGCGAUUGCUUGCAUAUAUAUAAACAUACAGCAUAAAUUUAUAUUUAUCACAUACUAAAUAUCUAAUCAAUAAAAAUUAUUUGUUUGCACAAUGAA
Molecule: messenger RNA, 16152 nt
Organism: Drosophila santomea
Lineage: Eukaryota; Metazoa; Arthropoda; Insecta; Diptera; Drosophilidae
Gene: poe
Product: protein purity of essence
Exons: 13
Coding region: 46-16029 (5327 amino acids)
Molecular function (GO): zinc ion binding; protein binding
Source: RefSeq, a predicted model, not a curated record